AUGAUGAUGAUGAUGAUGAUGAUGAUGAUGAUGAUGAUGAUGAUGAUGAUGAUGAUGAUGAUGAUGAUGAUGAUGAUGAUGAUGAUGAUGAUGAUGAUGAUGAUGAUGAUGAUGAUGAUGAUGAUGAUGAUGAUGAUGAUGAUGAUGAUGAUGAUGAUGAUGAUGAUGAUGAUGAUGAUGAUGAUGAUGAUGAUGAUGAUGAUGAUGAUGAUGAUGAUGAUGAUGAUGAUGAUGAUGAUGAUGAUGAUGAUGAUGAUGAUGAUGAUGAUGAUGAUGAUGAUGAUGAUGAUGAUGAUGAUGAUGAUGAUGAUGAUGAUGAUGAUGAUGAUGAUGAUGAUGAUGAUGAUGAUGAUGAUGAUGAUGAUGAUGAUGAUGAUGAUGAUGAUGAUGAUGAUGAUGAUGAUGAUGAUGAUGAUGAUGAUGAUGAUGAUGAUGAUGAUGAUGAUGAUGAUGAUGAUGAUGAUGAUGAUGAUGAUGAUGAUGAUGAUGAUGAUGAUGAUGAUGAUGAUGAUGAUGAUGAUGAUGAUGAUGAUGAUGAUGAUGACUAUUACCCACUAG
Messenger RNA from Schistosoma mattheei, 558 nucleotides. The record is from the annotation of a GenBank genome assembly. Lineage: Eukaryota; Metazoa; Platyhelminthes; Trematoda; Strigeidida; Schistosomatidae.